Messenger RNA from Paramuricea clavata, 644 nucleotides. The record is from the annotation of a GenBank genome assembly. NCBI's taxonomy places the organism in Eukaryota, Metazoa, Cnidaria, Anthozoa, Malacalcyonacea, Plexauridae.
AUGGAAUUUUACAACAAAGUUUCAUGUGAAUGGUAUGAAGUUGUUUUUGAUCUUAAUAUUGCUCCCUUGCAGUUCAAAAAUUAUGUUAUAGAACAACGUGUCUCGCGAUGGAAAAUACAGAAGAUCAUUGAUUUGCUGAAGAAUGGCUUUGAAAAUAUUUCCAGUGAUGAGAACAAGGAUGGAAACGCUAGGAAUGUGCAAAAGUUUGCAUCGGAGAUGACAUCAUUUAAAUCUGGCCAGGUGACAAGGCCAAAGCUCUGGGAGCCCAAGAUAUAAUCGAGAAGUUGUUAGCAAACGUUCAAUGCUCUUCAACAAGGCAAAUGAGGUUAAGCCUUGGAAAGCCAAUGAAUUCAGAUUUUACGACGAACAAAUUGGAUGAACUAAAAUCGAUGAAGGUGAAAUUAGAAAAACGUCACACAACAAUCAUUACUAAUUGUAAUUUAUUAAGCGGGAAAAUUUCCUCCAAAAAUGUUGUAGAGAGAGAAUGCAAGAGAAAACGUAAGCGUGCUGAAGAGAAUCACGAAAAUCAGAAAUUCACGAAACUACGAGAGUUUGAAAGAGCGUGUGAUAUCACAAAGAUUAUUACAAGUUGCAGAAUCAAGUACGAAUCUCUGGAGAAUGGUGCUGAAAAAUAUCUCAAGUAG